Molecule: messenger RNA, 1300 nt
Organism: Impatiens glandulifera
Lineage: Eukaryota; Viridiplantae; Streptophyta; Magnoliopsida; Ericales; Balsaminaceae
Product: serine/threonine-protein kinase RIPK-like
Exons: 5
Coding region: 1-1236 (411 amino acids)
Biological process (GO): protein phosphorylation
Molecular function (GO): protein kinase activity; ATP binding
Source: RefSeq, a predicted model, not a curated record
AUGUUACAAAAAGGUUGUUUUGUUCCAAAAAAGGAUGAUGUGAUGAAAAUAGAUACAAGAGUUCAUGUGUUGAAACAACAAUAUUCAUCUUCAAGACUCUCACUUUCGGAUCUAAGUGAAUCAGGAUCGCCUUUUUCGUUUAAUGAUCUUUCAAUAUCUUUAGUGGGUUCUGAUCUUCAUGUGUUCACACUUGGUGAAUUGAAGGAGAUGACUCAAGGGUUUUCACAGAACAGUUUUAUUGGGGAAGGAGGGUUUGGUUCUGUUCAUAAAGGGUUUAUUCAUGAUAAACUUAGACAUGGUUUGUCUGCUCAACCGGUUGCUGUUAAAAGACUUGAUUUAAAUGGGAAUCAGGGUGAUCGUGAAUGGCUGGCAGAAAUAAUAUUUCUAGGGCAGCUACAACAUCGUCACCUCUUGAAAUUAAUCGGAUAUUGUUGGGAAGAUGAACAUAGGCUUCUUGUUUAUGAGUAUAUGCCACGUGGCAGCUUGGAUAACCAGCUAUUUGGAAGACACUCUAUCGCCCUUCCAUGGAAAACGAGGAUAAAGAUCGCGCUUGAUGCGGCUAGUGGCGUAGCUUUUCUACACGGAGAAUAUAAGCCAGUGAUAUAUCGCGAUUUAAAAGCAUCAAACAUCUUAUUAGACGUGGAUUUCACAGCCAAGUUAUCAGAUUUUGGACUUGCAAAAGAUGGACCUGAAGGAGAUGAAACUCAUGUCUCAACUAGAGUGAUGGGAACUCAUGGUUAUGCUGCUCCUGAAUAUGUAAUGACAGGUCAUUUGACUACGAGGAGCGAUGUAUACAGUUUUGGAGUUGUUCUGUUAGAACUGUUGACGGGAAGGAAAGCUGUUGAUAAGAAACGUCCAACAAGGGAACAAAGUCUUGUGGAUUGGGCUAGGUCUUCUUUGAAGGACCCGCGAAAGUUGGGUCGUUUGAUGGACCCAAGACUCGAGGGAGAAUACUCGAUAGAGGGAGCUACUAAAGUCGCGGCAUUGGCUAAUCGUUGUUUGAGUCGUCGGCCUAGAUAUAGGCCCACAAUGGAGGUUGUGAUCCAAGUUUUGGAAAGCGUAAUGAACCUAGAUGAUAAUGUUUCAAUAGGGAACUUUGUGUAUGUUGUUCCUAAUGGAAAUGAAGAGGAGAAGAUUGAUUUAGAAUUAGGGAAAAAGAAUGUGGGGAGAGAAGAAAGAGCAAAGAAAAAGAUAGAACAUCGAGGAAAUGGAUUUUGGCAAAAUGUGAAUGUGUGAAAUUAAAGAGAAUGAAAGUUGGUUGAAUCACAUUCAUUCAAACUAUUAUGGUAAAUUUGUAACU